AUGUCGUACUUUAUUCACAGACAAAUCACCUUCUCCAGUGAACAGAAGAAAGAAACAAACAAUAGUAAAGAUGCAAAAACCAUUGGUUUAGUUAAACGGUCAACUCAUGGUAUAUUUUCUGACGAAUCACCUUCUCCAGUAAAUAAAAGGAUGAAGCAAUUUAGUGUAUUGAUGAAAAAUAUUUUUGAAAUUAAAGCCCAGAAUUGUCGAAUCAUCUCUAACCAAGAGCGUAUAUUUAAUCAAUUAGCAGUCAAUGGUAAUAAUUGCCCUGAUAAGUCACUUGAAAAUGAGCAUUCUAUCCAUUACAAAAAAUUUCCAUUAAAAAACAAUGACGAUCUUGAUUAUAUUGAAGGCCUUCUUAACGAUGAUUCAUUUUACCAAUACUUGUCAAAAAUUAUUUCGAUGUACGGAGGAUCAGAUAUUGGUACUUUUGUAAAAACCUGUUUGGACAAUUUAUUUACAAACUCUUUAGGAACAAAUAUUACAAUAACCGGUAAAAUAAAUAAAUGUUUUGGAAAUGAACCUAAAUUGUCAAUAAAAACAUUAAAAUUAUUUCGUGUUAUUUGUGAAACUGGAAGAAAGAAAUUUCCCAAUAACUAUAUGGAUGAUAUUGUUAUUAAAACAACUAGUAGUUGGCUACGCCAUUCAAAAGAAAGGAUGAAAAGAAAAGAGGCUAAUGCCUAA
Molecule: messenger RNA, 684 nt
Organism: Melanaphis sacchari
Lineage: Eukaryota; Metazoa; Arthropoda; Insecta; Hemiptera; Aphididae
Exons: 5
Coding region: 1-684 (227 amino acids)
Source: RefSeq, a predicted model, not a curated record